This is a messenger RNA of Zonotrichia albicollis (white-throated sparrow), 6351 nucleotides long. Lineage: Eukaryota; Metazoa; Chordata; Aves; Passeriformes; Passerellidae. The record is from RefSeq and is a predicted model, not a curated record.
AAUGUACCUGGGAGGAGUUUUGGGAUUGAUUAUGAAUCCAACAGCUUUGUCAAGGAUGGGAAACCUUUCCGUUACAUCUCCGGUAGCAUUCACUACUCGCGGGUGCCCUCGUAUUACUGGAAGGACCGCCUGCUGAAGAUGAAGAUGGCAGGGCUUGAUGCCAUUCAAACGUAUGUCCCAUGGAACUACCACGAACCCCGGAUGGGCACAUAUGACUUUUUUGGUGGCAAAGAUCUAGAGUAUUUCCUGCAGCUUGCCAAUGACACUGGAUUGCUUGUUAUCCUGAGAGCUGGACCUUACAUCUGUGCAGAAUGGGACAUGGGAGGUCUUCCUGCAUGGCUGUUGGAAAAGAAAUCUAUUGUUCUCAGGUCUUCUGAUUCAGAUUACCUAGAAGCAGUAGAGAGAUGGAUGGGUGUCCUUUUGCCAAAGAUGAGGCCUUAUCUCUAUCAAAAUGGAGGUCCAAUCAUCAUGGUGCAGGUAGAGAAUGAGUACGGAAGCUACUUCGCUUGUGACUACGACUACCUGCGCUUCCUCCUGAAGCUCUUUCGCCUGCAUCUUGGGCAUGAGGUGGUGCUCUUCACAACUGAUGGUGCCAGCCAGUUUCACUUGAAAUGUGGGGCUCUCCAGGGUCUCUAUGCAACGGUGGACUUUGCUCCAGGUGGCAAUGUCACAGCAGCAUUCUUAGCUCAAAGGAGCAGUGAACCCAUGGGCCCUUUGGUUAAUUCUGAAUUUUAUACUGGAUGGUUGGAUCACUGGGGGCACCGUCAUUCUGUUGUGCCCGCAGAAACUGUAGCUAAAACACUUAAUGAAAUCCUGGCACGUGGUGCUAACGUUAACCUGUACAUGUUUAUAGGGGGGACUAACUUUGCCUAUUGGAAUGGUGCUAAUAUGCCUUAUAUGCCUCAGCCCACUAGUUAUGACUAUGAUGCUCCCCUGAGCGAGGCGGGAGAUCUGACAGAAAAGUAUUUCACCAUCAGAAAAGUCAUUGGUAUGUAUAAAGAGUUACCAGAAGGUCUUAUCCCUCCAACAACACCCAAAUUUGCAUAUGGGAAGGUUCACCUGCAGAAGGCAGGCACUGUGUUGGAGGUUCUUGAUGGACUGUCACGUUCUGGACCAGUGAGAAGCACAUAUCCAUUGACUUUUGUUGAGCUAAAGCAGUAUUUUGGAUAUGUAUUGUAUAGAACUACACUUCCAAAGAACUGUGUGGAACCAACACCACUGUCUUCAACUUUAAAUGGAGUCCAUGAUCGUGCCUAUGUCUCUGUCAAUGGGGUACCUCAGGGUAUCCUUGAAAGGGGGAAAUCACUUAAGAUAAAUAUAACUGGGCAAGCUGGAGCAAAUCUGGACAUUUUGGUAGAGAAUAUGGGCCGAGUCAACUUUGGUAGAUACAAUAAUGACUUUAAGGGUCUAGUUUCAAAUUUAACUCUUGCUGAAGAUAUACUUGCUGGAUGGGAAAUCUAUCCUCUAGACAUAGAUGGAGCAGUGAACAAUGACUUUAUUUAUCCCCUUCCUAACCAGAACACAUCUGCUGUCAAAGCACUGAGUUAUGAAGUACCUACAUUUUACACCGGUACUCUUUCAAUUCCUGGAGGGAUUCCGGACUUGCCACAAGACACCUAUGUCAAUUUUCCUGGUUGGACAAAGGGGCAAAUUUGGAUCAAUGGCUUUAAUCUUGGUCGCUACUGGCCAGCCCGUGGUCCUCAGCUGACCCUUUAUGUUCCAAGGAAUGUGCUCGUUGCCUCGGCGCCAAACAACAUAACCGUGCUGGAGCUGGAGCGCUCUCCUUGCAGCGCCCAGACGUGCGACAUAGAGUUUGUAGAUGAACCUAAUAUCAAUGCAACCCUACUGCAUGAAACUGAGAAACCCCCACUCUUUGUUAGAGAGCUGUGGACGAAGUAUCUAUAAUGAUUCAAGUAUUUCUUCCACCCUCCGCCCUUUGCUUCUCUUUCCCUAAAACCAUACUGUGUAACACAGGGUCUUCGAAAAAGGGAGGUUGUUUAGGUGAGGCAACUUCUUAAAUCCUUCAAAGAUACACAUUUUUUAAAAUCUCUCAGUUAAAUAUUGAAUUUCUUUUUAAAAAUAAAAGCUGGAGCUUUGAAAUUUGCCUUGGACUGUGAAAUUGAACUCAACUGGAAGGUAAUGUUUUCAUUAGUGAAAAUGUAGUCCUUGUACUCUGCUUAUAUGCAGUAACCUUCCUAUGCUUUUAUUUUUCUCCAUGUUUUGCAACUGGAGAGAGGAGCCACAAAAGGUGUGCAGCCCCCACUACCUUGCUGGUUUCACUUAAGUGGACUGGUAAGUCAGAGCUGCCAAUAGACAAGACCCUUUAGCUUCCCUAAUCACUUUAUUAGAGUAUCAACAUCGUUUUAAUUUUAUUUGGCUUACUGCCAGCAUUGAGUGGACCUCAUUUUUUAAUGCAAGUGACUUUCAGAAAAUUUCAGUUGAUUUCUUAUAGGACCAGUGAGAAAAACUAUGGAAGAGAGCAUUCAGAUGCCAGCUGGUCCAAACAGCAGUAGCAUGGAGUCUCAUCUGUCCCCUCUUGGAAAGCCAAUUUACGGCUUCCCUGUUGCUGUCUCUGAAGACUUAAAGUAAAUUGAUAAGUACAAAGACAAGUGAAAUUUAGGCUGCUUUGAUGGAACCACAACGUCUGACUCACCUGCCUGCAGAAUGUGGUUUUAAAAUUAUGGAUUUUUUUCUUUAUUUUUUUGGUUUGAGUUGGGUUUUUUCUGGUUUGUUUGUUUGUUUUAUUUCUUUUUUUUUUCCUAUUGGUCAUGGUGUACCUGCUUUUUCAUAGGCCAGCACCUUGGAAGUGGAAUGCUUUAAGUUAAAGAAUUUUAUUUCUCUUUUGGUCAUUAAUUCACAUCAGUUGUUUUGUUCCAGUAAACUGAUGGUCUUUGUAAGUGACUGAUAUUUGCAAAGAUGCAUAAAAACUCCAUUAGUACAUUUGACUUUCUGAAGACAAAAUCUUUUUGAUUCUUGUGAUUUUGGUGUCAGUCAUGCAAAUUCCAUGGUGAUAUUUAAACAACAGAAAGGAUCAAAUCAAGUAUUUUCAUAAUCUGUGAUUUCUUCCUUUGAUUUUUAUCUGACAUUAUUAAAAUGAUUAUUUAAAGAAUAAAUUCUUCCUCUGUGUGUUUGAGAAAGAAAAAAGGAUGAGAGAAUUAUGAGCAUUUAUUAAGAGAGAAAUGAGAUUGCAAAGUCUCGGUGGAUGAGGAGUUAUUCUUGUUAAUGUCUUGUUAAUUUUCUCUGUUAUGAAGAUCUGUACAAAGAAAAAUGAAGCAGCUAUAAUGGGCUGACCAUACACUGGAGAUGCCACCCUUUUCUGAGAUGGCCAGUGCAAGAUCCUGGCUAUUUCCUCUGAUGAGGACCAAUACUAUCACUGGAGAAGAGGGUGUAAAAGAGCACCACCCACUUCAUGUGUGCUGCAUGUUUGGCAUGUUUGAUGGGCUUCCAAAGGAGACAAAUGUGGCUCAUCCAGGACAGAGCAGUUCUGCUCUUAAAUUUGGACCUCAAAUGUCAGUUCCAGGGUCUGAGGGCUGUGUGUUCUGUACCCAGGCAUGAUUGAUUCUUGGAAUGGUCUGCUCUGACCACAGAUUUUUUUCGUUCUUGGCACCAUCCCUAUGGUGCAUCUGGAAUAUGCUCUGCAUGCAAUUAAUUAUCAAGUAUUAAUUACCUCAGAACUAGGCCUUGAAAGUAAAGGAUGAAACAGAAUCAGUUUUUAACUGAUGGGUUUUGUGGCUUGGAGUGUGCAGAAUGACAGUACUAUUCAUGUAUUAUUUAAGCUCAGUGCUGUUACAGCUGACAGUAUUUUUAUUUGUAUGGCAGUUUCUGCUGUGAGGGCAGUGGAACUCCUGGCUCUCAUUCUAACUUCUUUAUGUUGUACUUCUGAAAACAUAGUGUGAUCUGUGAGACUUCACUUUUCACCAUGAAAAUUAUGUAAUAUUACCAGCAGAAGGGCUUUGCAUCAAGAAUUAUAAACAUGCAUCUGAUUAGUUCUAAGAAUAACAGUAACGAUGUGGAAAGAAUGGGUUUAAAGUUUUUCAAGUAGGGCUCUAGAUAGCUUCUUUAGCAUACUUGCCUAUUUACUGCUUUCAGUGAAGUGGUCUCCUGUCCACAGAAAAGAGCUGAAAAUUGUGGCCCUGAUUCCUAAUCCUCUUCUACCUACUUGGAAACACUGCUGGAGAUGUUAUUUGAGUAUUCAGAAGGGAGGUCCCUGUGACACAGGACCUUCAGAAUACAGCUCUAGCAGGAGGAACCUGUUGCCAGUUGCUGCUGCUUUACCAAAGUGUCAGCAAGUGCUGCAGCUGAGUGCUCUGCCCUGCCUGUGCCCACACUGGGGCACUGUGCCCACAGCACAUGCCUGGGACUUACCUUAGGUUUCCUAGCCUGGGCAUGGAGUCCUGCUGGGACUGAGUGUGAUACAAAACAGGACUGUGUGGCAUUUCCUCCUUUGCAGCCUCAGGCAGGUCAGUUAUUUUAACCUGUCCUCAAAUGUAGUUCAGCCAUGUCUGAAGUGUCAAUGUAAUCAAAAUUAAACCUUCUGACUGAGGGAAAAUGAGUAAGAGAAGAGGGGCCAUAGGGAGUUACCUGCUGGACAAGGCACUGGUGGGCCUACUUUCAAUUUGUUUUUGAAAGGCAAGGUGUGAAAGCAUUGUCAGACCCCUGGCUGGAACCUGUGGUGUAGUUGUAUGAGCUGUUCCAAGUGCUGGAGUUCAACAGGAUGGUCCCUCUGGUGGAGCCAGCUGCCUCCUGAAGGCCUGGCAAGAAGGAAUAUUCCUAAUGCUAAAACUAUGGGUCCUCAAAUCUUUCCUGGUGCAUCUCCUUGGAAUUUGCAAGUGAGUUGCUUGCACAGGUGCUGAGUAAUGAGCACAAUAUUCUCUCAUUUUGGCAGAGAGUGCAAGUAUGGUAUUUGGUCGAAAUUAGUUCAUAAAAAACAGAAGUUUAUUGCUGAUUCCCUCUGGAGGGUAGGCAGAUGCUUGCAAUUCUGUAGGGGGAUGCCCUUUGAUACCAUAGAGAUACCCAUAGAGUAUCUGUAGUGGCUCAGCUUACCACAGAAUUUUUUUUUCAGCUCUGUAGUGGGGUUUGUAAACUUAGUCUAUAAUCCUUUUUAUGCAUGAAUGAAAGCCUUUAAAUGUGGUUAUUUGGGAUGAAUGAGCAAAUAGAGGAACAAGAACUGACUGUGUGCUAUAUAGUUGAAUUCUAUUUCUUAACUUAUGUAUGAGACUUCCAUAAUUUAACUAUCUUACUAAGUGUUAGUCAGCAUUUUCUAGUCCCUGAAUGACAGGAUUGAGACUUGACCUUGUCGUCCUUUAGACUCUGUGCCUUUUGUAAUUCUUUGGUGCAGACAGCUCUCCAAUCUCCUCCCCUUUGGGAGCUUCACAGUGCCUGUUGUUUUCUUUUGCAGUUUUUUGGAUGAAAAACUAAUUUUUUGUUUGCACAGCUUGAAUACUUGCAGGAGUGAAUAGAAAUAAUCCUUCUGCCUGGACAGGAAACCUAUCCACCUGACAGAUGUGUGUCAGGUGUUCAGAAAUGACAACUGCAGAAGAAGGAUAAUCCUGUGGUUUGCAGUGUGCUCUGAAGGAGGUGUUGCUGUUAUUGUACAGGCUGAGAAGGUGACAACAUUUUAACAGAUAAUACAUGAUGAAAGGUUUGUAAGAGAUGUUCUAGCCCUAUGUGUCUCUACCCUAAGGCAACAUCAUUUGUAUCUUAAAUAUUCUCAGUGUGUUUCUUUAACCUAGCCUUCAAGAUUUCUUGUGAUGAAAACUCCAGUCUUUCCUGGGCAAAUUAUUCCAGUGUUUACUAUUAGGAAACUUGCUAGUAAUGACUGAAGCCAUCAUUGCUGUGUGUAAGCCAGUUAUAACUUUCACUGUCCACAGCCAACACAAAGUGUGUAUUUGUGCUCUGAGGCUGUUUUGUGCCCUUUCACUUUCUUAUCUCUUUUAACUUAUUUAGAGAAAUUUUAAGAGGUGCAGGUUAACACAGAGAUUUAACAAGGAUGUGAAAGGGCAGACAGCUCCUGAAUGACUUGGUCUAGGUGCUACAGCAUCUCUUUUUAAUAGAAGUUGCUGAGUUACAAGACAGUUGUCUUGCAGGCUGGGACUUUAAAGCAUAGCAUUUAACCUCAAAGUCCUGGCUGGGGGCUUAUGUGACAGAAGAAACUGGAAACUGCAGAAGAAUGGGGUCUGCAUUAGUGGUUCUCCUUCAAUGAGAAGGCAAAACUAGGCAGAAAUAGAUUAUCCUAGAACCUGGUGCCAUGGGCUGACUGGAAAAAUGUUUGAAAAGUACAUCACAAGGAUCUUUCUUAUGCUUUUGCUGAAUAAAGUGUGUGUAUUUUUAAAAAUCCCUUUUCAGAAGAUA